Molecule: messenger RNA, 3336 nt
Organism: Pseudocercospora fijiensis CIRAD86
Lineage: Eukaryota; Fungi; Ascomycota; Dothideomycetes; Mycosphaerellales; Mycosphaerellaceae
Exons: 24
Coding region: 1-3336 (1111 amino acids)
Source: RefSeq, a predicted model, not a curated record
AUGUCUCGCAUACCAAAGGGUGACGAGAUCAACCGGAGAACCGACGCCCGGCUGGCGGCCUUGAUGUCGGCACUCAGUCAGCCCGGCGACGCCAAUCAACGUGGACCAAGUUCUUCAUCACCACCACCACCACCGCCACCACCCACCGCGCUGUCUCUGUCUCCUCACCAGCAGUCCUCACUGGGCCCGCUACAACAGGUGGCCUUCAGCGAUGCCGAUCAACGUGGAUAUGACCAGUACCCAGACACGACAUUCCUACGCCACACUGAUUACACCCAUGACGAGAGCCACCCAUACACACAAGGCCAUCGCGCACAGCCUCAGCAACCAUACAGCCAGUGGUAUUCGCAGCAUCUCGCAACUCCUCAUUCACAGCUCUUCGCAACUCCACCUUCUCGGCCGAACCCUUUUCAACCACCAGCCCAAGAAGUAGUCGGUCGCGACUACAGUGCCGGCCAGACAAUGGAUCAGCGCCGAACUGCUCUCCAAUACAGACAGGCUGAGGAAGGAUCAGUGCCUCGAUAUCAGAGGCCGGAUCCUUUCCUUGAUCAGCAGUCACCAUCGUCUCCUCCACAGCUUCCAAAGUCUAGCGAGAUGCCUGAGCGUGAAGAGACACCUCGUCGACCGCGCAGAUAUAGGCUUCUCCAUGACCCGUCUUCGAUUGGGGAAUCUCGCCAGCAACAUGUCCUCGAACACCACUUGCCGACACGAGGAGUGGAACAGCAGCACGGACCACACGUUGGAGAAUGUGGCCUGUCUUCGAUUGGGGAAUCUCGCCGGCAACAUGUUCUGGAACACCACUUGCCGACAUGGGGAGUGGAACAGCAGCAUGUCCCACAAGUUGGAGAAAGCCCACCUUCGGAGCCAGCAUAUUCUCCAAAGCCUCAGCGACCUGGCCCUGUGUCCAAAGGCGAGAAGACUCCUCGUCGACCGGAUGCAGGGCGAGCACGCCAUGCUCUGCAAAGCCUCACAUCACUGCACACCGACCAGCCACGUCGAUCCUCGGUCCCAAGAACUGGAAUGACCACAAACCAAGAGUCCAGCUCCGACGACGAAGAAAACGACCGCAACGGAUCACGGCGUGAACUUGGCCACACAUCUCAGACCCCUCCACUCCAUCCACAGCGCCGCCCUCGACCCGCCUACGACUCCCCAUCUUCACCACCAGACAUGUCCUCCAUAUACCGUGACUCUGCAACUCGACUUCAAGGAAUCUCGGACGCCGCGUACAACAUUCGCGACAAUCCUCCCAGCGCCGGCCGAUGCUCCGAUUCUGGGCCAGGCCUGGAAGCAGGAGCUCACGAAACGGGCAUUUAUGGAAUGAAGGAGCAUAGAUAUUGCGGAAUGAAAAUGGUGUUGAAGGAUGAGCAUUGGGCAGUGGGCACCAUGUUGGAGAAGAGGUCAAAGUCGGCGUCGUUGAAGAAUGACUUCGGAUGUAUCACGCCACUUCACGAAGAGAAAGAACGAUGGGAUCGAAUGGCAAUGCUCAUAGAAGCUGGAGGAAAGACGCGCACAUUUUCGUCGCGAUCAUCGAAAUCCGCGAUUCAUUUCCCACAUGCUUCAAAACUCAUUGAAAAAAAAUUAUUCAUUCCCAGGCCACCGCCAUCUGUCCCAAACCGCUCUGCAAGCCGAUGGACUGGAACGGAGAGAUAUCGACAGCUGAUCCCUUUCGCUAGGCACGAGACUGUUAUCACUGUAUCUACUACCAGCCAGCUUAUUCUAUGUAUCCAAGAAUACGACGACGACUUCCGACCUCACGCGAGUAUCGGCCGGAAAAUAUGCUUACAAGCCCUUCCAAUUGCAGAAUCGACAGAAUCAGCGGGUCAAAUUCAUUCUGGAAGCCCUCGACGUCAUCACGAUGCAUUGACUUCUCAUGCUGCUGAACAUAACAUGAGAGGCACUGAAAACGAGAAGCUGAGACGACUAAUGAUUUCUCGCGCAGGACCAAGAUUCUGUGCAUAUCGGUGUUCGCUGAACCUUCCUUCUGCGAGUCCCCAUGAACUUCCACCGCUUCACAUUGUGUCCCUGGGUGACCGCAUGCCAAAUAAAUGUAUAUCACUUUUUCACUCCCCAUCCCACUCCAUCCCUCCCUCCCUCCCUUCCCUUCCUCUCAAACAACAAAAAAAAACACUCCUCCUCCCCUCCCGUACUUUCUUCAACAACCUCCCCCAAACAAAACACUCCUCCCCCUUCCACUUCACCAAUAUCUCCUCUAAACCCUCUCCCAAUCGCCUCACAUCCAAAACCCCCAACCCAAGCCGCAACAUCCCCCCUCAACAAACUCUCCUCCCUCCCAAAAUCGCAUCAAAAAAAACCUGCAUCAUCUUCCUCGGUAGCUGUUUCGUUUCCAGAGAAGCAGCCCAACCCGGAUUCUGUUGCAAGACCAAGCGUCGAGAUAGUAGUGAGGUAUCCCGCCCAGAUUUGGAGAGCGAGACGGCAGAGAAGAAGAAGAAGAAGGAGAGGUUGGUAAUGAUUGUCGGUAUGGGUAUUGAUGGCGGGACAGUCGGAUCCGAGGGUUUGGAUUAUGUCGGAGAGGAUGAUUUCGGUGAGGGUGUUAGUGAUGGCGAGGGUGGCUUUGGUCCUGACGACGAGGCGUGCUUCGACGUGGAUGAGGAAGGCGAGGGUUUUGGUGUGAAGGAUGGGGUUUUCUCUGUAGUUGAUGUGUCGGGAGUCGGGGUCGACUGCAUAGGUAAUGUUUUCGAGGACGUUGUAGAGCUGAGAGAGGGCUGUGUCGAUGUGUAUUUGCAGACUCGGAAUCUGAUUGCCAGGCUCCGAGCAGGAGGAGGUAUAGAUCCAGAGGCACAUCUUGGACUUCCAUCUGCUCGCAUAGUCAGUACAGAUCGAUUAUGCGGCGAGUGGGAUGGCGUACACGCUGCUCUUGCUUUUCCACUGAUGUAUCAGACUCGCGGUACGGUCUUGCUCGAACGGAGCACAUCGAUCAUACCACUCGAUGACUGGGGAGUGGCGAGCCCAACCAACCUGGACUUCAGAAUCUCGGUUCUACUUGUCUGCAUGGCGUACGAGACGACCCCAUCCUGCAUUUGCUACAGUGGCAUGGACCAGUUGUUGGAGAAGAUCCAGAUGACAUUCACACCUGAUUCAGCUCCUCCGGCUAGGCUGUCAAAGUUUGGAUUUCUGGAACACUACAUGACCCAUCAAACCAUCCACUUUCAUCGUCUGUGCGCACCCUUUGACAUGGCAUGGCGGCGCCAGAGGCCAGUCUACGCGUGGUCUGAGAACCAUGAAGAGGCCAAGAAGGAAGAGAAGAAAUGGCACGAGCCAGGAUCGCGGUGCACCAUCAUCAGGCCGCCGGCGACGACGUCCCGAGCGGGAUAA